Molecule: messenger RNA, 4812 nt
Organism: Hypanus sabinus (Atlantic stingray)
Lineage: Eukaryota; Metazoa; Chordata; Chondrichthyes; Myliobatiformes; Dasyatidae
Exons: 11
Coding region: 1506-4256 (916 amino acids)
Molecular function (GO): calcium ion binding
Source: RefSeq, a predicted model, not a curated record
CCCCCCCCCCCAAAAGGCAUUAAUGUUGCUAACUUUUUUUCUCUAAGACAAACUUUCACUUAUUAAUGGAGUUUGGAUUUGUCAAGGACGACAAAGUACAAUAUCUUUGGUUCCCUCACUGAACUCUGAGCUGUCAUGUGUAUUGAAAUGAAUGUAUCAAAAUGGUUCUGGCUUGUUUUGAAUUUGUUACGUACCCCGUAACUGUGUUCCAGCAGAAAUGGAAUGAUACGUUGGAGUCUGGUGGCACUGUAACUAAAGGUGUUUAUUAGUAAACUAAGCAAUAGAGUAUCAAAAAUGCAAAUAUACAUAUAAAACAGGUUAGUAAUGACAAACACAAGUGUAGGAAUAAGAAUCAAAACCAAGCUCUAUCAAAGUCUAGGGGUAAAAGAACUGUCAUAAGAGAAUAUGGAGUUCAGUUCGUGUUGAGGUAGUUGUGUUGUAUGUUGGAGAGAGAGUGAGCAAGAGAUGAGCAGCUGCAGCAGGCAAACCUUCUGUCAUCUUCCUGUUCCGUUGUACUGUUGGGGUCACUGACAAUGACCCUUCUGUUCCAGGCUAGACCCAUCUUCAGUGAUGGACUCGUCCCCCAGGCAAAGGUGGACACACACAAGUCCCCACUGGUCUGUCUUCAUCCACUGUGCUCCGGACUGUUUCUCCAGGCCCCCACCUUCCUGUGGGUGCACAACACUCCUUCAGUGUCCACUGGGGUGUCUGACGCUGUCUCCCCAAACCCAUCUUUUAUCCCCACUGAUGGGGUACCAGCCAUCCAUCAACCCAACAUGACCAUGUCCAUCAAACUAGUCCACUUCCUGCUAUCUCAGCAAGAAUGUUAACGAGCAAAGAGGUGUCCUUGUAGCAAAAGAUUGUUUACCUUUCCAUCAGUGAAGAAGCCAUAAUACUAAAUCAUCUGUCUCUCUCUCUUUCUACCCCCCCCCCACCCCAGUGGCAGAUGCCUUUUCUCUGUUCUUCAUCUCUCUCUCUCUCACAUCAGCAGCAUAGUUCCCAAGGUUUUGGGGGGGGGGGGGGUCAGCUCUGUGCCCCAUUUCCAUCUGGCUUGUUCAUCACACAUAACAAAUUGAAAACAUUAAUGCUUUCAAAAUGCCCAAAUAGAUUAUUGGGUCCAGCAUUUGCUGAUUAUCAUUGGUUAAAGUUGAGAAACGGCACAGAACAAAAAUGAAGUCAAUAAAAUGAAUCCUUUUUCUGCAUAAGGUAUAUUUCACUGCAAAACGCAAGGCAGUUUUAUCUUGGGGGCAGUUCUCAAGCCAUUCCUUACUGAUGUGAGUGAAACUAACCUCCCAGAAAGGAAUCUUUUCACGUUAAUACAGUCAGAGGAUGGGUCUGAAUCCAAUAGACUUCCACAAUUAUUCCUGUCAUCAUUUCUGGCUGCCCAAAUUUAAAACAAAAGGCAAAUGUUAAGUUGUGAAAGUAAUUACUCGCUCAGACACAGAAUUCUUGCCCUUUAUGAAUCUUUCUGACUAGUAUUUGGUAAAGUACCUGCAGAAUGACUAAUGUCAUUUUCAUUUCUUCACAGUAAGGCUAAAUUCAGUUUUCAAUCAAGUGCUUGUGGAGAUGGAGAGAUUGCUCAUGAAUUAUCAGAUCCACUGAAAGUGUACGCUGGAGACAAUUUGUUUCAAGUGUCUAUUGAAGUAAAGUUUGUUGGUGCAAAUUUCAAAGAAUUUGAAGGGAUGGACAGAAGAAUUUCAAGAUCGCUCAAAAGGCUGCUAAUGGAAAAACUUUCAACAUUUUCAACAUUUAAAGAGUUGUUCCCGCUAACUGUUAAGAGGAUUAAUGCUCCAGGCUUGCUCUUUGCCUAUUGGUUAUAUUUCAGUCCGGGGCAAGAAAAUGUCUACAUUCCCCUUGAGAAUAGGGUGAAGCAACUACUGUCUGAAUCUGUAUCUAAUUUGCGCUAUGGAAAGGCUGCAGUAGUUUUGACAUCUGUUGAAGAUGUGGAUGAAUGUGUCUCUGGGCUUUCCAUGUGUGAUCCUGAAGCCAACUGUUUGAAUACUUUUGGUUUUUACUUUUGUCAAUGUGCCAAGGGAUUCAAUGACCCAUCUUCAAUUGCUUCUGGCAUCAGCUGUGUCAGGAAUGUGAAAUCAGAAAUAGAAAGGCUUUCUCAAUUCAUCUCUGCAUUGAAGAACUGUUACAUGACCAUUGAGGGAGACUCUGAUAAAUGUCUCUCUCCAGUCUACCCUUGUAUAUUUGAAUACAAAUGGUGCAACUGGACUGUUGUAGCAAGUCACUGGAAAGGUGUUGUAGUGCAAAUACAUGUCGUCUUGUCACCAGAAGACUGCAACCAGAAUAAGGAUGAAAUUUUAAUUUGCAUUUCACAACAAAUUGUUCAAGUGGCACAAACCUGUCUCAAUAAAACUGAAAACUUUGCCACUAGUGUGUUAGCAGUGUAUGCCACCUUUGAGCAGGGAAGCUCAAACCAAGCUGGAAAAUGUUUCCAAGUUGAGCAUCAUAUGUUGAAUGAGAUUAAGACUUCAAGCCCUUCACUUUAUGCUGUACUGAUGCUAUCUAAUUUUGGAUUAUCCCAGGAAAUUAAUGCUGCUCCUGACAGUGAAGAUGAUGAAAAGUCUCACGUGAUCCAGCCCAGCAAUUUGCUCAGCAGUGAAGCUGCAGAACUGGUAUUUUGGAACUGUGAGGGAAGAUGGAGUGAUGCUCAUUUUCAGGUGUUUGCCCAACUAAUGGCUAAAAAACACGGAGUUUGGAAAUCCACUGAGCAAAGUGAUUACUUUCUGGUUUCCAGCCAUGGAGUGCAGUUAUCUGCUCAACAGCAUGCAUCAAAUUUAGAACAUGUCCAUUUGUGGAAUUCUCUUUGUGCACAGCUACUCAGUAGGACCUCCAAAAGGCUUCCUUCUGCUCAUUCUGAAUUCUCCAGUCUACUGAGCCCAUCACUUGUAGGUUUUCCUGGAAGCACCCCUUCAGAGGAAAUGCAAUACAGAGGGAAUUCUGUGCAGUUAGAUGUAUCGGGAGGAAUCUCAAUGGGUCUUGUGAAAUCAUUUGACCCUGCUGACAGGUGGACGGCACUGGAAAGUAAUCUUGUAUCUGAUGACUGGGUUUCACCUAGCUGGGAUGUGUUUGAAAAUCCUGAAAGUGGACAUUCUGUCUAUAAAAAGACAUUGCCAGUGCAAACAUUACAGACAUAUAAAUGCAUGCAAACCAAAACUGAUCAUCAGGAGCCAAGGGAGCCUCAGAGUUCAGUGGAAAUCAUCAAUGCUGGAAUGAGGGAAUUUGAAACGGUCUACUCCAUUAGUCUGGGUCGAAUGGUACUCUCUUCAUUAACUACCUCAUUUCAUGACCAAGCGUGGAUGAAAACUAAAUCCCAAAGUUUAUUUGCAGUUGAGGGUGGUUUGCAGACUUUGUAUCAAACUGAUGAAACCGUGCCAUUGAUUGCACCAAGCCACGUGUACACAUCAUUGGAAACAAACUCCAGCGUGGUGACUGAAAAUGAACCCAGGAAUUCUGAAGUGAAGUGGCUAAAAACACAAAUGUUCAGUAGCAGGACUUUCAUUGAGCCAGUACAGCAGGAUACUGAAGCUACUGAGAAGGAGAUUGAUAGGACCAGUUUACUUGGUGCUUCACAGACAAUUAAUCCAUCUAUUUCACAGCCACCUGUGUGGAUGACAUUAGUACCAAAACUUCAAGAUGAAGAUGUAGAAAAUACUGGUCAUUUAUUGGAAGUUUCUGCCAGAGUGGACUUGGCAAAUCUUGUUUACAAGAAUCUUCGUCAUUUGGAAAAACGGCUCCUGCAAUCUGUUCAGAAUCUGAUUAUGAACAAUCUAAUGUCAUUUUACCCACCUCUGCAGAAAAUUCUCCCCAAAGGAACCAAAAGGAUCAGUCCUUCAGGAUUCCAUUUUGUCUAUGAACUGCACUUUGGUCCAGAUGGAGAGAAUGUCAAACACAAUCUACAGAUGCAUCUGAACAGCUUGUCAAAUAAGUUGGUAGCUAACAUGCAUAACGGACAAGUCUACUUGGUGUCGAUAACAGUGAAAGAUUCUGGUUUUCGGUCCUCGUUUGGCAUUAAAGAAAUCUUAACUGCAUCUGCUGUUGGUGCAUUCUUGCUUGUGUCACUAGCACUAGCCCUCUGCUUUGUGAUAUUUAAAAGAUCACACAAAAAGAAUUUCAAACCUCAAAACCCAUAUGCAGCCAGUAUAUCAGGAAGAAAUUCAACUUCAGAGGAAUUGGAAAGCGAGGAACUUAUUGUGCGGCGUGGAAGUGUAAAUUAUAUCAUUCAGAAAAUUUCAACCAAUAUCUGAAGAAGUGAGUGAUCAAGAAACUGAUUUUGAUAUGACCAGUUCACCUUCGAGAAAAACUUGGCCUGUUGUUAAGAUGUUUCCUUGAUGAAAGGAAUGACAGAAAUUGGAAAGAUGCAGAGAUUCAGUUUUGAAACUACAUGGGAAGAGUUGUGUGCAACACCUGGCAUUCCUUGAAUAAGAUGGCAAUAUUCUAUAUAGUUUGAGACUGGUUCUGGGAGUAAGUGCUCAGAAUAUAUCUUCACUGCACUCUAUACACUGUUUCAUACAGCAAUGCUAUUAAAAACCUAAAUGAUAGAAAGGAGCUGGAUUCCAUGUUUUUGUUCUUGUGCCAGUUCUUUGCAUUAGAGUGAAAAUAUUUGAACCUGUUUGAGCAAUGACUGAAAUCUGAUAUUCCAUCAGCAACAGACAAUUGAAGUCACUCUACUUUUAGUUGCUUUAGUUUUGUUGGUAACUAAAUAAUUUAAUAUUUUUCUUCAACCAUUGGGUUUAAAGACAGAAGUUUUUAUGGUGGAUCAUGGUGUAUGAAAAGCAAAAAUAAACCCUGUUACUUAUCUCA